Ceratitis capitata (Mediterranean fruit fly) is the source of this 765-nucleotide messenger RNA. RefSeq lists its product as hypothetical. The transcript has 5 exons. The record is from RefSeq and is a predicted model, not a curated record. Bases 114 to 719 code for a protein of 201 amino acids. NCBI's taxonomy places the organism in Eukaryota, Metazoa, Arthropoda, Insecta, Diptera, Tephritidae.
UGUAAACCGUUGGAUUGUAGAGUGAUAUUAGAAGAAUUAUUCGUAUCCGUCGGAAUUUACCUACAAUUUGCAAUUUCAUUUGGGUUUAGCCUUCAUAAUAAAUAUUUAUAAAAAUGGAAAACGAGUUCGAUGAUCCCUUUGCGGAUGAUGAGACCAAUGCGGAUCGUUUCGUCAUUUAUGUAAAUAAUAGGCAAAAAGAAAUUAAGAACUAUCAAAUAGAUCCUGUAAAUCACGAGACUAUUGUCUACAUCUCAACAAGAGGUAAGAAAUGGAUACCACCGGCAGAACCAGUCGGUGAAGAUCGUUUAGAAAAUGACAAUUACUUUAAUGCAGCUCCAGCGGAUUUCCCAGCAGGUAUAUUAAGCCGCUCAUAUGACCCUAUAACUGGUGUAUACAUUGUACAUCCUCAGCUAGCAGUUGCUGAGUCAGCGGAGCCAGAAGAUGAGGAGGAUUACUGUGAUUCAGACGACGACGAUCUAAAUUCUGUAUAUUCUCUUGAUGAAAAUAAUGUUAACCAAAAACGUUCGUUUAAUAAGCGUAUAUAUACGCGUGUACUCGAGAUGAACGCAAGAGUAGAUGACCUUCAGGAGGAGAUUGAAAAUAAUCUGAAAAGUCUUGUGGAAGAGACCAAUAGAAACGUUGAAUUUCAAGAUCGCAUUACUGCGCUGAUAGAUGGCUUAAUGCGUGUAUGGCGUCGGACGGAAUCACGAGACCGAUAAUGACGGCUUUAAAUGUUAGUUGUAACAACGAAUAUACAUACAUACA